Messenger RNA from Dioscorea cayenensis subsp. rotundata (Guinea yam), 2140 nucleotides. Its product is annotated as polygalacturonase 1 beta-like protein 3. The record is from RefSeq and is a predicted model, not a curated record. The transcript has a single exon. Lineage: Eukaryota; Viridiplantae; Streptophyta; Magnoliopsida; Dioscoreales; Dioscoreaceae. The coding region runs from base 62 to 1918 and encodes 618 amino acids.
GUCAUCCUUCACUACACCCUCCACUCCACACCCAAACCAAAAAUCCAAACUCCUUGCCUUCAUGCCAACUCUACAACCCUUCCUCCUCUUCCUCCUCUCCAUCUCCUUCUUUCUCAUAACAACCACCAAUGGUGCAUCUCCAAAUCCAUUCACAGCCAAGGCUGCACUGAUUCGCUACUGGGAUCGCAAGACCCCAAACCAACGUCCUCAUCCACCCUUCUUCCUUUCCAAACUCUCCCCACUCUCUGCUCUUGAUUCCACUACCUACUCCUCUUUGCUUUCCUCUAAUCCAUCAUCACUCACUCCCCAUCUCCUUACCUUCUGCUCUGCAGCACACCUUCUCUGCUCCCCAUGGACUCCAUCCCUCACUUCCAAAUCCCCCAAAAACUCCCACUUCGCCAAUUACAACAAUGUAAAUUUCACCAACUACGGCAGCCACAUCAACGGUAACCAAGACUCCUUCAAGAACUACUCCCAGUCCCAAAUCAUCCCCGUUGACGUCUUCAAAAGCUACUCCCGAGACUCCGUCUUCCACGACGAGAAUUUCAAAACAUACUCUCCCAACGGCACCAUCACCACUGACAACUUCACUUCCUAUGCCUCCUCCGCCGUCGGUGGCGCCGGCGACUUCACCUCCUACGGCACCUCCACCCAAGUCUCCCAGGUGAACUUCGCUAACUACGAGACUGAAAGCAAUGGCCACACUCAGAACUUCACUUCCUACUCCGAUGCCAACGCCCAAGGUUUCCAGACCUUCACACAGUACGCCAAGAGAACCAAUGCUAUUUCCACUAUCUUCACAUCCUACUCCAAAGACGAUUCAAUUGGGAUUUCCACGUUUAAAGGCUACGGUGAGGGUGCUAAUAACCCAUUGGAUGAAUUCAAGAAAUACGGCACUGAUCCUGGCCUUUCUCAUCAAAAUUUCAAGUCAUACGGUGAUCAUGCCACUGCCGGUACCCAAUCUUUCUCUAAUUACCGUGGGAAGCUGGAUGAUGGUGAUUCCACGUUCGCGUCCUAUGGUAAGGUCGGAAACAAUCCCACACUUGAGUUCUCAGCUUAUGGGAAAGAAAAAGGGGAAGGUAAUGAUCAUUUCACGAGCUACGGUGAAGGGGCUACUGAUCCGAAGGCAAGCUUCAAGUCUUAUAAAGGUACGCCAACUGAAUUCAAGUCCUACUCUAAAACUGGCGUUACCUUCGCCGACUACCAAAAUAGCACCGUCCAAACAGACAACUUGCAAAGUGGCAAAACUAUGAAUAUUGGGGUUGAGCCGGGUAAAUUCUUCAGAGAGAGCAGCUUGAAAGAAGGGACAGUAAUGCCGAUGCCAGAUAUUCGAGAUAAGAUGCCCAAAAGGUCGUUUUUACCCAGGGAUAUAUCUGGUCAAUUACCUUUUAAUGCCAUUGAGUUGGCCAAGAUCUUUGACGCGCCUUCCGGCACUGCGCUUGGUCGGGCCAUUAGUGACACGAUCAGCGAGUGCGAGCGCGCUCCGAGCGCUGGCGAGACGAAGCGUUGUGCGACGUCGGCCGAGGACAUGAUCGACUUCGCUGUGUCGGUGCUCGGUAGCGAUGCCGUGCCGCGGAGUACUGAGAGCGCGCAUGGGUCCGGAAGCAACAUCCUGAUUGGUAAAGUGAAAGGCAUUGAUGGUGGAAGGGUCACGAAGUCGGUGUCAUGCCACCAAAGCUUGUUUCCAUAUCUGGUGUAUUACUGUCACUCAGUGCCUAAGGUGCGGGUUUAUGAAGCUGAGAUCCUGAGCGUUGAAACGAAAGAGAAGAUUAAUCAUGGUGUUGCCAUCUGUCACUUGGACACGUCGGACUGGAGUCCAGGGCAUGGUGCGUUUGUGGCGCUUGGAUCCAAACCGGGUGUGAUUGAAGUAUGCCACUGGAUCUUUGAAGGCGAUUUGACCUGGGGCAAGGCUGAUUGAUGUGUUGUGUUGGUUUGGUUGGUGUUGAAUAAUUGAGGGAUUGCUGCCUUAUCUUUAUCUUGUGUACUUUUUGUAAUUUGUAUUUGUUUACUUUUGAUGGGGUUGUGGACCAAUAGUGCAUGCAUGCACGUAAAUAAUGCAAAAUGUAAUUGUUGUGAUCAAUAAAUGAAGUCAUGUCAGUUUUGUGAUCAAUAAAUGAAGUCAAAUAUGGAGUUCCAAUUA